AUGACAUUUGUUUUGUUUAUAACUAUUUUAUCCACUCCACUAGUUUAAAUAAUAAUUGUCAAAUAGUACAAAACAUUUCAAAAACAGAAAAAUGUAGAUUAAAGUAAUAACAAAGACCAUUAAAUAAUUUGUAUUAGAUAUGGAUUUAUGAAAAGUAAUACUAAUAUGGUUAUUUGUCCAAUUAAUUUAUAGCUCCAUACCCAUAUUACCUUUUUGUUGGUUUGGAUUAUUAAACAAAAAAAUAUGGUGGUAGUGGUAAUGCACAUUAAUAUAAAGAUAAAGUAUCAAGGAAUGUAAACUGUAUUCAUUAAUAAUACACAUUUAUUUGGAAAAUUAAUUUAAACCAUUCGUUUUCAGUUUAAUUUAUUAGUAAACAUAAAAUUUGAAAUUCCAUGAAUAAUAUGGAAAGAAAACAGGAAAAUGAAGAUACAGUAAAAAAUAUUAAGGUAGAGAAUAGUAUUGUUGUUAAGCCUGAAUAUGUUGGGCCCCAUGUCCAAGACUAUGGACAUGGAGGUUGGGAUAUUCAUUUGGACCAAAUUAAAACAGAAAUAUCAGUUGAAGAUAUGACAUUUGAACAAAACCAAGAUGAUUUAGAACAAUUCCAGCAUUUGAAUAGAGAUGUUGAUAAUAUAAAACUAGAGCAUACUGCUAAAGGAAGUCAAAGCAGUGAACGUGAUAGCUUCAAAAAUGAAAUUAAAGAGGAGUCCGAUACAGAAAGCAUACAUGAUACAUUGGAUGAUUCAGGUUUAAAUGAGUAUUCGUCAAAAAUUGAAAUAGAUGAAACAAAACUUAUGCCAUAUGGAGAACAAACACACAAAGAAGAUAGUUUCAAGAAAGAAAUUAAGGAUAAGUUCGAUAGAGAAGGUAUAUGUGAAACAUUUGAUGAUUUAGGCUUAAAUGAAUAUUCGUUAAAAAUUGAAAUAGAAGAUGAAAAAAAACUUAUGCCCUAUGGAGGAGAACAAACACACAAAGAAGAUUGUCCCCAAGAGAAGGACACUUGUGAAAUUACGAAAACGAUUGACAUACAUUCAUCCCAUAAAGAGCAACAUACUAGUCUUACUGAUGAAGAAAAAACGUUAAUAUGUCAAAUUUGUGAUGUUCCCCAAGAGAAGAACACUUGUGAAAUUACGAAAACGAUUGAUAUACAUUCAUCCAAUAAAGAGCAACAUACUAGUCUUACUGAUGAAGAAAAAACGUUAAUAUGUCAAAUUUGUGGUAAGAAGUUUGGCAGAAAAAUUAAUUUAAAUCUACACAUGAAAAUUCAUACUGGGAAAAAACCUCACAAGUGUGAAAUUUGUUUAAAGCAGUUUAUUUCUGCAAGUCAUUUGAAAAGACAUCUGAGAACACACACUGGAGAAAAACCUUACAAGUGUGAAAUUUGUUUGAAGAUGUUUUCUGAGUCAAGCGCUUUAAAAGCACAUUUGAAAAAACAUACUGGAGAAAAGACUUAUAAGUGCGAAAUUUGUUUUAAGCGAUUUAGUACAGCAGAAAAUUUGAAGGUUCAUUUUAGACUACACACUGGUGAAAAACCUUAUAAGUGUGAAAUUUGUUUUAAGCGAUUUAGGGAAAAAAGAACUUUAAAAAGUCAUUUGACAGUGCACACUGGAGAAAAACAUAAGUGUGAAAUUUGUUUUAAGCAAUUUAGUGAAGCAAGUAUUUUAAAAAGACAUAUGAGAAAACACACCGAAGAGAAAAGUGAUAAGUGCGAAAUUUGUUUUAAGCAAUUUAGUACAGCAGGAAAUUUGAAGACUCAUUUGAGACUACACACUGGAGAAAAGCCAUACAAAUGUGAAGUUUGUUUGAAGCAGUUUACUCGUAUAGAUUAUUUAAAACAACAUAUCACAAUCCACACUGGAGAUAAACCUCACAAGUGUGAAAUUUGUUUCAAGCAGUGUUCUGAUGCACGUAAUUUGAAACAACAUAUGAGAAUACACACUGGAGAAAAACUUUACAAGUGUGAAAUUUGUUUCAAGCGGUGUUCUUAUGCAAGUACUUUAAAACGACAUAUGAGAUGUCACACUGGAGAAAAACUUUUUAAGUGUGAAAUUUGUUUUAAACAAUUUAUUCAAAGAGAUCAUUGGAAAUCACAUUUGAGAACGCACACUGGAGAAAAACCUUUCAAGUGUGAAAUUUGUCUGAAGCGAUUUAUUCAAAGAGGUCAUUUGAAAUCACAUAUGAGAAACCACACCGAAGAAAAAAAUACAAUUGCGAAAUUUGUUGUAAGCAAUUUACUGCAAAGAGGGUUUUGAAAGUUCACUUGAGAGUACACACUGAAGAAAAACCAUCCUCCUCCUCAUAACUGCAUUCUCUGUUGUUGGCGAUCACUAUGGCUUUCUCUUUAUUCUGGGCUUGAUGAAUUAAGUCAUUCCCUGUUGUGUGGGUCCAAUCUCUGAUGUUUCGGAUGUACUGAUAUUAUAACACUCUGUAUAAAACAUAUUUUAAGUUUAAUUCUAAUAAGUUGUUAUUACCCUUUAAGGCAGUGGUGCUCAAAGAGUCGAUCGCGAUCUACCGGUCCAAAGUUUUUAAAGUCGAUCGCUAUUCACGGAAAAAUACGAAUAGAAAAGAUAUGUCUGCUAUCAAAGAAAUCCCGUUGUAACGUCCAACGGUUACUAUCAUGCGGCUAUCUCCGCAGUGUUCAAUACUUAACGUGAAACGCUUUAUAGACGUAUCUAAAUCAUGGGAAAGACGUGGAAAGCAAAGUUAAAAGUGAUACUAUGAAGUGUAUAAUAUACUUUUCUUUGCAAUUUGACGACUCGACCGAUAUUAAUGAUACCGCCCAGUUGUGUAUUUUUAUUCGGAUGGUAUUUUUUUUGAUAUGUUGGCUAAAGAAGGAUUGUUAACAACGCCUCUGAAAGAAAAAAUUUGCGGAGAGGAUAUAUACAACGUUUUGUUUUUUAAGUGUGUAUUACAACAGAUGGUGCACCAUCCAUGACUGGCGUUAACAAUGGAUGUGUUGCACUGUGUCGAGCUAACGAUGACUUUCCAUCGUUUUUUAUUAUUCAUUGCAUCAUUCACCAGCAAGUUUUGUGUUCCAAAAUUUUAAAUAUAAAAGUCGUCAUGAAGAUGAUAACAAAAAUUGUGCAUUCAAUCAGGGCGUGAAGCUUGCAACCACGUCUUUUUGAAGCGCAAUUGAAAGCUAGCGACUCUGAUUUAAUUUUGCAUACAGAUGUGAGGUGGUUGAGCCGUGGAAAAAUGUUUAGGUAGGUUCCAGGAGUUACUCAGGAGACUGACCUGCAAGCAGUUCGUAGUGAGUUUGACACAUCGCUGAUUUUAAGAAACACAGAUAUUGUAAUAUUUAUGUCUAAUCAAUUUUCUUGUGAAGGGAUGAAACAAAUUGCCACUGAAAUCUCCAUUUCUUUCAAUGAGAUUCAAUCAGCUAAUUUCCGUCCAAAAUGAGGUACUGAAAAUAAUGUCGGAUAUAUAUCUUCAAUCCAGAGCGACCAAUACGAUUUUUUUUGCCUUUUAUAUCGCCAGACAAAUAUCCGUCUUUGAGGCAAGUAGCUCUGCAGUUCACAGCAUUUUUGGAUCAACAUACUUGUGCCAGUCUGCAUUUCCCCAAAUUAAGGUAGUAAAAUCAAAGUAUCGUAAUCGGCUAACUGAUGCUUGCAUUUUUGGUUCUCGGUAAUUAUGUACCAUCAUAAUAUGAAAAACUUGUGGAUGAUACGCAGUGCCAUGCAUCAACAUCCAAAUAAAAUUAAGAUGAAAAACAUGAUUUUAAUUACGACUCUCUGUAGUUACAACUUUUUAUCAAAUAGAAAUGUGCAAUAAAGUGUUUCAUUUUCAAAAUUGUUUUUUUCUUUAAUAUCAGUUGAUCGUUGGAAGCUUGAAGUUGAUGUGGUAGAUCCCACGCAGUAUAAGUCUGAGCACCACUGCUUUAAGGCAUUGAACAGAAAAUCCAACGAUAUAAAAACAAUAUUAGUUUAUAGUUGAAUGGGUCCGCCGAAUAACGUUUUAAGCGCCACAUUGUUCGUUUUUGAGAAGUCAAAGAAAAAGUUUUAAAAUUGUGAUAAUGGUGAGUUCACACCUUUUAAUGGUGAGUAAUACAGUUUGUAAAAUGUGUUUACAAAUUGUAUUACUAACUCUUAAAAUGCGUAAGUUUGCCAGUUAUAUAAUAUUAAAACUUUUUUUUCGACUUCUUAAAAAUGAGUGAUGUGGCGCUUACAACGUUAUUCGGCGGACCCAUUCAGUUAUAUCAAAUGUUUAAUGUUAUCACCUGAAUUUGAACUCAUAUCAGUGGCGGCCGGUCAGGAACGGUAGGAUCGGCAGUGAAAACCCACACAUUUUUUGAUAUUAUAGAUACUUUAAUAUUCAAUUUAAUCAGAGUUUAUGUCAUUUUUUGUAUCUGUGAAAUAAAAAAAUCUGUCAGAUAAUACACACUAAAUUUUAUUCAUGGUUUUUAAAAGGAUUUGACCAAUCAGAGCGUUAAGUGAUCCCUGGGCAUAAGAGACUUUUCAAAAAAUGAAUGAUCCGAGCCAUUCAUCUGACUGUGUUCGGCUAGCCGACCACAGUUUAUCCUUAGCGUGACGAUUUACACGUAAAACUCAACGAAAUACAAGUCGAUAAGCAGCCAAACAUACAUUUCUGUCCGUAGGCAGAUACGGCAGGUACGGCACAUUUAGAUCUGCCGAGGUUUUAUUUCGAGGCAUCGCAUCGGCAGAAAUUGUAAAAAAUAAUCACGCCGUUUUACGUCGUUUAAUUGAUAUUGUAAGUU
Diabrotica virgifera virgifera (western corn rootworm) is the source of this 4711-nucleotide messenger RNA. RefSeq names its product zinc finger protein 234-like. The transcript has 5 exons. Gene Ontology annotation, cellular component: nucleus. The coding region runs from base 393 to 2249 and encodes 618 amino acids. The record is from RefSeq and is a predicted model, not a curated record. Gene Ontology annotation, molecular function: RNA polymerase II cis-regulatory region sequence-specific DNA binding; DNA-binding transcription activator activity, RNA polymerase II-specific. Lineage: Eukaryota; Metazoa; Arthropoda; Insecta; Coleoptera; Chrysomelidae. Gene Ontology annotation, biological process: regulation of transcription by RNA polymerase II.